Messenger RNA from Penicillium expansum, 2109 nucleotides. RefSeq lists its product as uncharacterized. The transcript is spliced from 2 exons. The record is from RefSeq and is a predicted model, not a curated record. Lineage: Eukaryota; Fungi; Ascomycota; Eurotiomycetes; Eurotiales; Aspergillaceae. The coding region runs from base 1 to 2109 and encodes 702 amino acids.
AUGCCUUCUACGUUCAGAGCCUCGCGCUCAGGGCGACACCUUGACGGUGCCCCGAACCGUACCCGAACCGGCCAAAUCGAUCACGAUGUCUUUGAGGGAUUGCCAGUGCGUCGCUGGUCCCGACAACAGCACACCUUCUCUCAAGCGCCCAAAACCGAGGACUCGGAAUUUGGCAUUCAGGGUCCAGGUGGAGGGCCAACGCUACCAGAGCUCCCAAUGCCAAGAGACAGCCAGCUCUUGCCGCCAACCAGUCGCGCACUCCUUCGAGCAGCCCGUGCCGGAUGUAUCCAUAUUCGCCAGGGCAGUCGAGCAGCUGAUGAUGGGGAUAAAAGUGUGGUAGAUGCGGAAGACUCGGCCUCUGCAUCCCAUAUGGCCGACCGGAGCUUCACAACUCGCAAAUGGAUGACACUUCCUAAGCACCUCGAGCCUGCGGAGGUUGAAUUUCUGGCAAAGAGGCGUCCUGGUCUUUUAUCUCUUUAUGGUGCCGCUGCUGGUACAGAUGGGUCAGCUUCUGGACCUAUGAGGAGGACGAAAUUCAAGAAGGUUGAUCCUGAAACAGGCAACAUCUCUAUCUACGAGGCGUGGGUGCCUGAGGGACACCGCAUUGAAGGAGAGAUUACUGGUGAUUUACAGACUAUUGCCGAGCACAGUCAAGUGCCUGUGAAGCCCGAGGCGCCUGCACCUGGAACAGUCGUCGAGGGGGUCGGCAUUGUCAAUGCGGAGGGUGUUGUUGUUGCGGAGGCUGGUUCAGCGGCUGUCAUGACACCUCCAAAGCGACGUCCACCUCCACCGAAACGAAAGGGCAAAGGCAUUGGAAAGGGCCGGAAGAAGAAGGUCAUGUUUGCGCCUGGCGAAGGCGCUGAUGCCGCGACAGUACACGGAGUUGGCCCUGCUACUGGCAAUGGGGAGGGUGGCUUCAAGAGAGAAGGCCAGGAUGAUGCUUCGCACAUGUCCAUAGACCAGGGUGGUCAAGAUGAAGACGACGAAGACGGCGACGAGGGUGAUGAGAGUGACGAUGGUGACGACUCCAUGAUGGACGCGAAGACUCCUGAUACCCCCCAGCCUCUGUCUGGCACAGAGUUUGCGGAUCAGCCUUCAGUCGAAACUCCUGCCGAGCAGUCAGUUGAUGUCGACAUGUCAGAUGCCAUCCCUGAAAAUCAGCCUCCUGCCCCGGAAAUUUCUCCAUUAGCCGAAGAUGGCAAGCAAAACCAGCCCGAAAAGACCUCAGAGGUGGAUUUCGGCACCCUGACUUCCAAUGUUUCUUCGGAGAAGGCUGAGGCCACCGAAUCAAAUGAGAAGCCUGUCAUUUUGGAGUAUGACAAGACUCCCACUUCUCCCGCCGGAACUUCCCUAACGCCGAGUGAACCCACCGAGCUUUCAGCUGCGGUUGGCGAAGCCCAAAACUCAGAUGCCAAAGUGCAAGAGGAGGAAGCCAUAAAUACAACGGGUGAUCUUGCACCAAAGGAAGAACCUGCUCUUCCAACCCAGCAAGAAAACGCGACUGCCCUGCCACCUGUCAGCCGCGAAACAUCCCUAGAACCCCCAGUAGCACGUGAGCAUUCAGAACCCGAGCAGACUGCGGCAUCGACCGAUGUCUUGGCAGAGACUCGGGAAUCCCAACAGAUUCCAAGCGAGUCUAUUCCCCACCCUGGCACACAAGAACAGCCCUCGACGGCUACCGAGCGCGAACAACAGAGCCCCUCCGAUGCUUCGAGGCCCAGUUUACAACCAGAAGAAGCAAAAGAUAUCGAGAUGGGAGACGCCCCGGCACCGGAAGAAAGCCAAGGGGUAGAUCAUCAGUCUUCUGCAAGCCCAGACUUGCCUCAAGCACCGCCACCUGCGGAGAGUUCGGAGCCCCAGCCCGCUCCAGCGGAUUCCACUACAGCUGCUGCCGCAGAACCCACUCUACUAGAAAAGCCAACGCCCACCGCAGACGAAAAGACCGAAGUAGCAACCGAAACAAGUGUCCCUGAUCAAAGUGCCGCCCCCGAAGCAGAGCCGCAAGAAGAUUCUCCGUCUACGGAAGCUGAGCAAGCCAAGGACGAACCCGAGCAGCUCCCAGAGCUCCCAGAUACGAUCCCACAGGCUGGUCCGUCUGAGUCUACAUAA